Molecule: messenger RNA, 597 nt
Organism: Rotaria socialis
Lineage: Eukaryota; Metazoa; Rotifera; Eurotatoria; Philodinida; Philodinidae
Source: the annotation of a GenBank genome assembly
AUGAUAUUUCAUAUCAACUGCCAUGAAAAAGAGAUUUUACGUGAAAAUUAUGAAUUUUUUAAAGAGGAGAAUAAAAAUGUUAAUUUAAGUCGUUCACCAUUUGCCGAAUUAAGACCAGUAUUUGUUAUUCCAAAAGCUGCAUUAGCACAUAGAAAUUGCCUAUGUGUGUAUCAUGAAAAUAUUUGUUUGCUUUUGAAAUCUCUUGAUAAAUAUGUUGGUGGAAAUUAUUGUUCGUCUUUAGAAACAUUUACUAUAGUUUGUUGGAAUUUUUUUGCAACUUCUCAUGGCAAAGGUGUAGUCGAUGGUAUUGGAGGUGUUGUAAAACGUCUUGUUUGGUCAGCUAUAUUACCGGGAGAUGUAUGUCGGUCAGUUGAAGAUUUUAUUAAACUCGCAAGAAAGAAAACUGACAAAAUAAUUGUUACUGAAAUAAAUAUUGACGAAAUUCAGAAAUCGAAAAUUAAACUGGAAAAUCUUUUUAAAACAGCAAAAUCUGUCCCGGAAACACAAAAGGUGCAUUAUGUUAAAGUAGUUAAUGAAAAUGAAUUAGAGGUUAGUUAUUAUUCUAUGUGUGCUCAAAGAAAAAGCGUAAAAUAUUGA